CUGUACGAAAUUCAAUGGUUUAAAUAUUAUUCAUCGGGUAUUUAUAUAUAUCCCGUUCAACGUUUGUCAUGGUGGGAUGGUUCUUUUCAAGUUGUAGGUGUAUGUUUACUUAUUAAAAACUUGUAAUAUGUUGUUUGUUAAAGGGAGAAUAAAAAUACCCGGAAAUUGAAGAGAAAUAUAACGAAGUCAUGUCAACUGAUUCUUCAGAUUCAGACGACACAGAAGAUACCAAAUUUACAGAAAUCGACUCAUCACCUGAUGGGAUUAAAUUGAGACAGAAGAUAUUAACUGUAAUUAAAAGAAUAAGAAUAAAUAGGAAGUCUAGUACUCGUCUUCGAAAUGGUAAAUCUGUUAAAGGAAGACAAAAUGAAGCAGAAACGAAUCCUACAGAAGACAAGGAAUGCCAACCCGUUCUAGAAUCAAAUGAUUACAAUUUGAGUUGGAGAAAGCCAGGCCUUGCGGUUUUCAUCAUUAAUUCAAGGUUUGAACAUCAACCGUACAGGCCAUUUGCAGAAACAGACUGCCAUUAUAUGGUAAAACUUUUUAAGCAUUUAGGCUUUGAAGUACGUCUUCUAAAAGACCUGAAAGGACAGGACUUGUGGAGAGAGCUGAUAGAAAUACAGACAUCGAUAACAACUGAAUAUGACUGCUUUGUUUGUGUUAUAAGUUCGCACGGUGCAGAACUACCAUUGUCCAGAUUUGGGGAUUCACAGAGAAAACUCCGUGAGCAUGUUAUAUAUACAAGGGAUGGAUCUAUUCCAACAGAUAAAAUUCUGAACAUUUUUAAUGACGAAGGUUGUAAAAAUCUUCAAGGAAAACCACGCAUAUUCUUUAUACAGGCUUGUAGAUGUGUUAUGGGAGCAGACGAGGAUUUAGAUGUCGACAAAGGUGUAGACAUUGAAGUUACACGAACUCGCAUUCACGAACAAGAUUAUCCUGUUUUCCAUUUUAAAAGAAGAAGUAAAUAUAAUUUUGACAACACAAAAGAUGAAGUAAAAAAAGCUAGCAAAUCAGAUAAAAAUGAAAAUUGUGAUUUCGUAUUAGACGAGAAGUUACUUACUACAAGUAAAGCAGAUACGAGAGGAAGACCAGAAGACCAUCAUAGAAAAGUUAGCAGUAGAAGGUUUCAUUCCACAGAACCAGCUUCAUUUUGUUUUAUACCAUGUCAUGAAGAUUUUCUUGUUAUGUUUUCUAGUGCAUCUGAACGAAUAGCUUGGUCUGACAGUGGCAAAGGUGGUUGGUUAAUGUACUGUAUCUAUAAGGUUUUUAAGGGUCUUUUAAACGCAGAAUUUAAAACUGAUCUACUAUAUAUCUUGGUAGGAGUUUGUGAUAAAAUGGCUCGAGGACUGGCAGCAGGAACACCAUCAGAUCCUCUUCGAAAUAGGACAAAAUCAGCAGCAACAAUCUAUCACAUGUUGACAAAGGAUAUUUAUUUACAACCGAAACAUGUAAUGAAACAGUCAGUUUGCAGUGGACAGUUUGAGGGAAAGUUGACUGAUACAAGGACUUUAAAACAACAGAAUAUAAGAAAAUGAAUAUCUUGUUAAAUAUGCAAGACACAUGGUUUUAUUCCUGUUCGUUUGUUCAAGACCAAAGGAUAUAAAUAAAAGAGGCAUACGUUAUAACAAAUGCAGUAAAACCCAUGGAAAGUUUAAAACGAGACUGCACACGCUGCAAUAUCUCGCCUGCUUUUCUGACCAUAAAAUUCAAAAUAUAAAUUUUUAUUCUAAGUAUAUAUAUAUCAAACAAACUUUACAUGAUCCAAGAAAAUGAUUUCAAUGUCAGACAUACAAUCAUUCCAUACCUAGAAUAUAAAUGACAUAUUGCCUAUAGUAUACAAUAAACUUUAUAUUGGUCAAGGAACCAUGAAAAUGAGGUCAAUGUUAGGAAAGCACUACCUGACAGAUAUGAAUACCUUACAAUCAUUUUGUUGAUCAAACUAUUGCAUGAUAUAAUAUUAUAUAUAUCUAAGAAGCAAACAUAAGCAAUAAAAAUUAUCAUAGUCCAAUGAA
Messenger RNA from Mytilus trossulus (common blue mussel), 2012 nucleotides. RefSeq lists its product as uncharacterized. The transcript is spliced from 6 exons. Gene Ontology annotation, biological process: proteolysis. The record is from RefSeq and is a predicted model, not a curated record. The coding region runs from base 189 to 1535 and encodes 448 amino acids. Gene Ontology annotation, molecular function: cysteine-type endopeptidase activity. NCBI's taxonomy places the organism in Eukaryota, Metazoa, Mollusca, Bivalvia, Mytilida, Mytilidae.